CAUGUAACGAUUGGGUUAGACUUUUUCGUCCGCUUUAGGUUACACAGUGGAGCGAUAAUGCCAAGUGGAACGUGGUGAGCUUGAUGGGGGAAGAGCUUCGAGGCAUUUGAGGUAUCUAGGAGAAGGUGCGAGAUACAUGAUAGUGGAACAUAAAUAGACUACUGCCCCGCCAGUACAAGCGUUCUUUAUUCUCAAUCAACGACAACAACAAUAUCUACUCCAUCACACACCCAAUCAAUACAUACAAUCGCCGCCCAUACAUCACUCACUCACCCAACAUGUCCCUCACCUUCCACAAGAUGGCCGUCGCGCCAGCCAUCUCCGCCCUCAAAAACGCCCACUUCGUCGUCUCCAAAGGCUACGAACAUGCCAAAGCGUCCGACCCAAACACCUUUCUAACCGCCUCUCUCCACCCCGACAUGAAGGACUUCCGCUACCAAAUCUACCGUCUCACCGACGCUGCCAAGUUCAUUCCCAGCCGAGUGAACCCCAGCCUCGAAGGCAUAACGCUCCCCGACGAAGAGCAGACCUUCCCCGAGCUACUUGAGCGCAUCGAGAAGUGCACCAAGUACCUCGAGAGCUUUUCCGAGAAAGACUUCGAGGGCAAGCAGGAUGACGAGGUGAUUAUCAAGUUCCCCGGUGGCCAGAAGCAGGUCAGAAUGCCGGCAGCGGAGUACAUUAGCAGGUUUGCGCAUCCGAACAUGUGGUUCCACAUUGUGACUGCGUACGACAUAUUGAGGAUGAAGGGCGUUGAUGUUGGAAAGAUGGACUUCUUGAACGGUGCGGGCGGAAUCACCAUUGAGGAUGUUCCUCAGCAGUAGACGUGAGCAGUACGGAUGUGCAGCGACGUUCUGGAGAAAAGGUG
Alternaria alternata is the source of this 865-nucleotide messenger RNA. RefSeq lists its product as hypothetical. Lineage: Eukaryota; Fungi; Ascomycota; Dothideomycetes; Pleosporales; Pleosporaceae. The transcript is spliced from 2 exons. The record is from RefSeq and is a predicted model, not a curated record. The coding region runs from base 279 to 821 and encodes 180 amino acids.